CAUGGUCAUGGACCUCCACCACCUCGCCCCCGGCGGGCGCCGCCUCGCCGCGGUGCUUCUCCUCCUCGCCGCCACCGCCUGCCUCUCCGCCUCCAAUGUCGCCGCGGUUACCACCUCCGAGGCGUCCUUCAUCGCCCACCGCCAGCUCCUCGCCAUGAAGGAGGCCGGCGCCGGCGUCGACGGCGACCUCCCCACCGACUUUGAGUUCGACGACCGCGUCGGCGUCGCCGUCGGCGACUUCCCCAACCCUCGCCUCCGCCGCGCGUACAUCGCGCUGCAGGCGUGGCGCCGGGCGUUCUACUCCGACCCCAAGGGGUACACCAACAAUUGGGUCGGCAACGACGUCUGCUCCUACAACGGCGUCGUCUGCGUCGCCGCGCUCGACGACCCCAAGAUCAUGGUCGUCGCCGGCAUCGACCUCAACGGCGCCGACAUCGCCGGGUACCUCCCGCCGGAGCUAGGGCUGCUGACCGACCUCGCCUUCUUCCACAUCAACACCAACCGCUUCUGCGGCAUCAUCCCCAAGAGCAUGUCGCGGCUGACGCUGCUGCACGAGUUCGACGUCAGCAACAACCGCUUCGUCGGCCUCUUCCCCUUCGUCGUGCUCGAGAUGGCGUCGCUGAAAUACCUCGACAUCCGGUUCAACGACUUCGAGGGCGAGCUUCCGCCGGGGCUGUUCGACAAGGACCUCGACGCCAUCUUCGUCAACAGCAACCGCUUCGUCGGGUACAUCCCGGGGAACCUCGGCAACUCCACCGCCUCCGUCAUCGUGUUCGCCAACAACCAGUUCGUCGGCUGCAUCCCCAAGAGCAUCGGCCACAUGGAGAAGACGCUCGACGAGAUCAGCUUCACCAACAACAAGCUCGACGGGUGCGUGCCCAUGGAGAUCGGCUACCUGAAGAACACCUACGUCAUCGACGUCAGCGGCAACGUGCUCGUCGGCACGCUGCCGACCACGCUCUCCAACUGCAGCAAGCUGGAGCAGCUCGACGUGUCGAGGAACGUCUUCACCGGCGUCGUGCACGAGGCCAUCUGCGAGCUCCCCGUGCUCGUCAACUUCAGCUUCGCCUUCAACUUCUUCAACUCGGAGUCGGCGCCGUGCAUGCCGUCGGAGAACGCCAACGUCACGCUCGACGACCGGAGCAACUGCCUCGGCUCGCUGCGCCCGGCGCAGAAGACGACGCUGCAGUGCGCGCCCGUGCUGGCGCGCCCCGUCGACUGCAGCAAGCACGUCUGCUCCGGCUACCCGACGCCCGGGAAGCCGGCGGUGCCGCCGGAGAAGCCGCCGCUCAUCUCGGUGCCAGUGGGACCUCCGGUGCUCCCGGCAAAGCCCCCGGAGAUGGCGCCAAGUGAGGAUGUGCCGUCACCGUCGCCACUGCCUUCCUAUCCAUCACCCAAGAAGUUUUCGCCAUCGCCACCCCAAGCACCAACUCCAUCAGAGGAGCCACCGAAAGAACCCAGCGAACCAACGCCAUCGCCACCCCAAGCACCACCUCCAUCAGAGGAGUCACCGAAUGAACCCAGCGAACCAACGCCAUCGCCAAUGGCGCCAGCACCUGCACCGUAUAGUCACCUGUCGCCAAAAACACAGAAGCAUUCUCCACCGCCACCACAAGAGCAGCCUCCUGUUGCCUCCUCUCCACCACCAACUCCGGUGAGCUCACCGCCACCAGCUGAGAAGUCUCCUCCUACACCUACACCGAAGGCCUCGCCUGCAGCGCCACCUGCUCCAGAGGGCUACACACCUUCCCCUGGAAAGUCUCCGCCAUCAGAGGCUCCCCCAACUUCUCCACCUUCUUCAGAGAAGUCUCCUCCGCCACCGGCUCCAGAGAGCUACACACCUUCUCCAGGAAAGUCUCCACCACCAUCAGAGAAGUCUUCUCCACCACCUACUCCAGGAAAGUCUCCAACACAAGAACCUCCCACUUCCCCACCUCCUUCAGAGAAGUCAUCUCCACCGCCGGCUCCAGAGGAAUACACUCCUACCCCGAAAAAAUCUUCACCACCACAGGCACCAUCGACAUCUCCACCUCCAUCAGAGAAGUCAUCUCCACCGCCGGCUCCAGAGGAAUACACUCCUACCCCAGGAAAAUCUUCACCGACUCCUCCACCUCCCUUAGAGAAGUCAUCUCCACCACCGGCUCCAGAGGGCCACACACCUUCUCCAGAAAAAUCUUCACCACCACAGGCACCACCGACUUCUCCACCUCCCUUAGAGAAGUCAUCUCCACCACCGGCUCCAGAGGGCCACACGCCUUCUCCAGAAAAAUCUUCACCACCACAGGCACCCUCGACUUCCCCACCUCCCUUAGAGAAGUCAUCUCCACCACCGGCUCCAGAGGAAUACACUCCUACCCCAGGAAAAUCUUCACCACCACAGACACCACCGACUUCUCCACCUCCCUCAGAGAAGUCAUCUCCACCACCGGCUCCAGAGGGCCACACACCUUCUCUAGAAAAAUCUUCACCACCACAGGCACCCUCGACUUCCUCACCUCCCUUAGAGAAGUCAUCUCCACCGUCAACUCCAGAGGAAUACACUCCUACCCCAGGAAAAUCUUCACCACCACAGGCACCACCGACUUCUCCACCUUCCUCAGAGAAGUCAUCUCCACCGCCGGCUCCAGAGGGCCACACACCUUCUCCAGAAAAAUCUUCACCACCACAGGCACCCUCGACUUCCCCACCUCCCUUAGAGAAGUCAUCUCCACCGCCGGCUCCAGAGGAAUACACUCCUACCCCAGGAAAAUCUUCACCACCGCAGGCAUCACCGACUUCUCCACCUCCCUCAGAGAAGUCAUCUCCACCGCCGGCUCCAGAGGAAUACACUCCUACCCCGGGAAAAUCUUCACCACCACAAGCACCCUCGACUUCUCCACCUCCCUCAGAGAAGUCAUCUCCACCGCCGGCUCUAGAGGGCCACACACCUCCCGGAAAAUCUUCCCCAGAGACGCCCCCGACUUCCCCACCUCCAUCGGAGAAGGCAACUCCACCACCGGCUCCAGAGGGCCACACGCCUUCCCCAGAAAAAUCAUCACCACCAGAGGCACCCUCAACUUCCCCACCUCCCUCGGAGAAGGCAACUGCACCACCGGCUCCAGUGAGCUCUCCACCAACCCUAGAAAAAACUUCAUCACCACCGUCAGCUCUAGUUAGCCCACCGCCAUUACCGAUCAAAGCUCUGUCACCACCAACUCAUGUGAGCUCUCCACCAUCCCCAGUGAAACCUUCCUCACCACCACCAGCUCCAGUAAGUGCACCACCAUCUCCGGUGAAAUCUUCAUCGUCACCACCGGCUUCGGUUAGCUCACCACCAUCCUUAGAAAAAUCUUCUUCAUCUCCACCAGCUCCAGUUAGCUCUCCGCCACUACCAGAGAAAUCCUACUCACCACCAUCAACUCCUAUUAGCUUACCACCACCAGUGAAAUUUUCCUCACCACCACCAGAACCAGUUAGUUCAUCACCACCUGCAAAGUCUCCACCACAACCAACUCCAGUCACCUCACCAUCACCACCAACUCAUGUAAGCUCACCACCAUCAGAGGCAAAGUCUCCACCAACACCAGUGAGCUCUCCCCCUCCUGAAGAGAAGUCCCCACCAUCGCCUACUCCAGUGAUCUCAGCGCCACCCUCAGACAAGUCACAACCGCCACCCACACCAACACUAAAGAGCUCUCCACCAUCUGUUGAUGAAUAUGUUCCUCCAUCUCCAAUGAAAUCAACUCCACCACCCUCAACAAAGACCCCACCAUCACCUACGCCAACGAGCCCAACCCCACCAUCAGAAAAGUCACAACCACCACCCACACCAGAACCAAAGAGUUCUCCACCAUCUGAAGAUGAGUAUAUGCCACCAUCUCCAAUGAAACCAACUCUACCUCCAGCUGAGAAGUCCGAGUCACCGCCUUCUCCGGCUGAGUCUCUACCCCCACCAAUGAAGUCGCCACCACCACAAACACCAAUUAUCUCGGAACCGCCACCAAUGAAGUCUUCACCACCACAAAAACCAAUUAUCACAGAACCACCACCAAAAGCACCAGUGAUCUCAGAACCACCGCCAGCUAAGUCUUCACCUCCACACGUACCAAUUAACCCACCACCAACAUCGGAGGAGUCUUCCCCACCAACACUAGUAAGCUCAUCACCACCAGAAGUGAAACCUCUACCUCCUCCGACUCCAGUGAGCUUACCUCCUCCUAUAGUUAAGUCUUCACCGCCACCAGCUCCUAUUAGCUCACCACCACCUCCGGUUAAAUCGCCGCCACCACCGACUCCAGUGAGCUCACCCCCACCAGCUCCGGUGAGCUCACCUCCUCCUCCGGUUAAAUCACCUCCCCCGCCGGCUCCAAUAAGCUCACCACCUCCUCCGGUUAAGUCUCCACCGCCACCAGCACCGGUUAGCUCACCACCACCAGCGCCGGUUAGCUCACCGCCUCCUCCAGAGAAGUCACCACCUCCACCGGCACCAAUUAGCUCACCGCCUCCUCCAGUGAAGUCUCCACCUCCACCUGCCCCAGUCAGCUCACCACCUCCGGCAGCCACCACUCCCCCAAUAAAACAUGAGCCGUCACCAAAAUCAGAAUCAUCGGCUCCACCAACCAUGGAAUCUGAAGCUCCACCAUCAUUUGACACCGUGAUCUUACCGCCGGUGAUGGCGCACCAAUACGCCUCACCACCACCCCCUCAAUUCCAAGGGUACUAAGUACCAUGGAGAGAUUAACAAAGACGACACGGCAACGUCGAUGAGAAGUUAUCCAUAACUACAAAAUCUCGCAUGCAUAUGUGUAGCAACUCUCUAGCGGCAAAGUGCAUGCGCAUUCCACUUGAUUUUUUUUGUAUCCAUCCAAAUAUAUAUUGUUGGUUCUUCUAGCUAGGUACAUAUAUGUAUGUGCUGGAGCGCACAUGAGCAAACUAUAUGUGAGAUCUACGCAAGGUGUAUGCAUGCAACGGGGGAUGUCAUAUUCAUGAUGCAUGCCUUGUGGUAGAAAUAUAUAAUAUAUCCCUUUUUAUUCAACAGAUGAAAUGAAAUUAUUUAUCUGAGCAAA
Oryza brachyantha (malo sina) is the source of this 5045-nucleotide messenger RNA. Its product is annotated as pollen-specific leucine-rich repeat extensin-like protein 1. The transcript has a single exon. The record is from RefSeq and is a predicted model, not a curated record. Bases 2 to 4702 code for a protein of 1566 amino acids. Gene Ontology annotation, molecular function: protein binding. NCBI's taxonomy places the organism in Eukaryota, Viridiplantae, Streptophyta, Magnoliopsida, Poales, Poaceae.